Capsicum annuum is the source of this 4291-nucleotide messenger RNA. RefSeq names its product putative late blight resistance protein homolog R1A-3. Lineage: Eukaryota; Viridiplantae; Streptophyta; Magnoliopsida; Solanales; Solanaceae. The record is from RefSeq and is a predicted model, not a curated record. The coding region runs from base 282 to 4031 and encodes 1249 amino acids. Gene Ontology annotation, molecular function: ADP binding. The transcript is spliced from 3 exons. Gene Ontology annotation, biological process: defense response to other organism.
AAUAAUAUGCACAUGUGAUCACAUAAUCCAAUAACAAGCAGCAGUCAAAGGAACGUCAUUGAGUGGGUAUUUUAAUAAUGUUGGAGAUGUAAAUCCAGAUCUAGCUACUUGAUUCUUCUUUCAACUACACUUGAAUUAGCAAACUAGUUCAACAGCAACUUGACAAACUCUUUGCAACUGUUCAACAUUCUUUCUCAAACAGGUGCUUGAACUUCUCUUCAGACGGUGGAAAGACCCUCAGAACUUCGAAAGGAAAGAGAACUUGAAAGACGCCUACAGUCAUGGAAAAUGAAGGAGAAAGAAGAAAAAACUUUGCGGUGUCUUUUUCUGCUCUUCGCAAGGACGUUCUCAACGUUCUGGAUUUCAUGGAGAGAUUAAAGAAUGAAGAAGGUCAAAAUGCUGUUGGCCUAGCCGAUCAAAUUGAAAAUCUGAAAUUGGUGCUGGCAAUUAUUUGUACAUACGUCCAGCUUUCUUAUCUCAAUUUGAAGUUGUUUGAAGAUGUAAUGAGUAAUUCAAGACAAUGGGUUGACGCUCUGCUUCGACCAAUUUUGGAUGAUGUUGACAGCAACGUCGGGUGUAAAUACUACAUGGAUCAUGUCCUUCCUAGUCUCAUGGAUAAUAUAGAUGAAUGUAUCAGCUCAUGUCAUCAUUCUACAUCAAGUGCCACCAUGACUGACGAGCAGUUGGACUUCCUCCUCCUGAAUGUCCAUAAUCUAUCCAAGUAUUUUGCUGAACAGAUAUUUCCAUUAGAGGCUCAGUAUGAGAUUCUUCAGAAUGUAUGUGGCAACGUGAGAGAUUUCCAUGGGUUGAUAAUGAAUGGUUGCAUUGAGCACGAGAAUGUUCAAUAUGUCUUGCCUCAGUUUCAACUCAUGGUUGAGAGAGUUGCAAUCUUCAUUUGGCAUGAUCGACUUGAUGGAGACUCUCGACUCUACAAGCUAGCACAUCUACACAUGAAGAUCAUUCCAAUUGAACUGGAGGUGAUGCACAUAUGCUGUACAAAUUUAAAAGCUUCACCAUCAGCAGAAGUUGGAAGCUUCAUCAAGCAGCUAAUAGAAACCUCUCCAGACAUUCUUAGAGAAUAUCUGGUUCAUUUACAAGAGCACAUGGUAACUGUUGUUGCCGCAAGCACUUCAGGGGCUCGAAACAUUCCUGUCAUGAUAGAGUUCCUAUUGAUUAUUCUCAUUGAUAUGCCCAAGGACUUUAUUCAUCAUGAUAAAUUAUUUGAUCUUUUGACACGUGUUGGAGCACUUGUCAGGGAGGUAUCAACUCUUAUUCACGACUUAGUAGAUAAAUCAAGGAAUGAAGAGAGAACCGACCAAACAAAAUGUGCAACUCGAGAUUUGCUGGAAAAUAUUGAACUCCUCAAGGAAGAUCUCAAAAAUGAUUAUCUGAAAGCCCCGGACCCAUGUCAAUGGUGCUUCCCCACGAGAGAUGGACCGCUCUUCAUGCAUCUGCUGCACAGACAGUUAACUGAUUUGCUAGAUUCCAAUGCUUAUUCAAUUUCUUUGAUAAAGGAAGAAAUUGGAGUGUUGAAAGAAGAUACAGAAUUCAUAAGUUCGUUCUUCAUGAAUGCUGAUGAAGGAUUGUAUAAAGAUCUUUGGGGACAUGUUUUAGAUAGGGCAUACGAGGCAAAAGAUGUCAUUGAUUCAAUUAUUUUUCAAGAUAAUGGUCUCUUACAUCUUAUUUUCUCACUUCCCAUUACUAUAAAAAAGAUCAAGCUUAUCAAAGAAGAAGUCUCCAAUAUAUUUGAGAAGAUUCCCAAGAACAAGAGACUCAAUGUUGUAAACUCUCCCAAGAAGCCAGUUGAAAGCAAGUCAUUGACGGGUGGUAAAAUAAUUGUAGGCUUUACGGAGGAGACAAACUGGUUAAUUAGGAAACUCACCAGGGGACCAGCAAGUCUAGAUGUCAUUUCAGUCACUGGUAUGCCGGGUUCGGGCAAAACUACUUUGGCGUACAAAGUAUACCAUGAUAAGUCAGUUUGUAGUCAUUUCGAUCUUCGUGCAUGGUGCACAGUCGACCAAGAAUAUAAUGAGAAUAAUUUACUGGUGAAACUUUUAAAUCAAGUUACUAGCUCGGAUUUGAAGUUCAGUGAGGAUAUUGAUGUUGCCGAUAAGCUACGAAAACAACUGUAUGGAAAGAGGUACCUAAUUGUGUUAGAUGAUGUGUGGGAUAUUGGCACGUGGGAUGAUCUAACACGACCUUUCCCUAAAGUUGUGAACGGAAGUAGAAUUAUUUUGACAACUCGGCAAAAGAAAGUGGCUUUUCAUGCAAAGGGCAACACUGACCCUCUUAACCUUCGAUUGCUAAGACCAGAGGAAAGUUGGGAGUUAUUAGAGAAAAGGGCAUUUGGAAAAGAGAGUUGCCCUGCUGAACUAUUGGAUGUUGGAAAAGAAAUAGCCCAAAAUUGUAAGGGACUACCUUUGGUUGUUGAUUUGAUUGCUGGAGUCAUUGCAGGGAGGGAAAAGACAAAGUCUUUGUGGCUUGAAGUUCGAAAUAAUUUGAAUUCCUUUAUUUUGAACAGUGAAGUGGAUGUGAUGAAGGUUAUAGAAUUAAGUUAUGACCAUUUACCUCAUCACCUGAAGCCAUGCUUAAUUUACCUUGCAUCUUUUCCAAAGGACAGUGAAGUGGAUAGAGAUGAGUUGAAAAUGUAUUGGCGUGCCGAAGGACUUAUAGAACAGACAGGGAUGAAGAGUGUGGAAGAAGUGAUGGAGGUUUAUUUGGAUAAUUUAAUUUCCAGUAGCUUGGUAAUUGCUUUCAGUGACAUACGUAAUCUCCCGAUUUGCCACAUUCACGAUCUUGUGCACGACUUCUGUUUGGUAAAAGCAAGAGAGGAAAAGUUGUUCGAGAAGAUAAGUUCCAGUGAUCCAUCUUCUUCUUCAGAUUUGAUGCCACGUAUAGUGAACAUUGAUUGUGAUAAGGAGCACUUUGGGCUUAACAAUUUCAUCCUGUUUAGUUCAAAAAUGAAAAGGCCUUCUGGUAAACACCUCUAUUUUUUGGAGAUAACUGGAGACGAGAUGGAAGAUCAUCUUUCUGAUGCAUGUCACCUAAGACACUUGAGGCUUCUUAGAGUGUUGAUCCUGCGAAGCUCUUUUAUGAGGGUGAAAGAUUCAUUGUUGAAUGAAAUAGGCAUGUUAAAUCAUUUGAGAUGCUUAGAGAUUAGGACAGAAGUUAAAUCUCUGCCUUCAUCUUUCUCAAACCUUUGGAAUCUAGAAACCCUAUUGGUUGAUAACAAAGGAUCAACCUUGGUACUAUUACCAAGAAUUUUGGAUCUUGUAAAGUUGAGAGAGCUGUCCAUGGAUCGUUGUUCUUUCUUUGAUAUGGAUACAGAUGAACCAAUACUCAUAACAGAGAACUCAAAGUUAGAGAACUUGAAAGAAUUAGGGACACUCGUGCUUUCCUAUUCGAAAGAAACAAAGGAUAUUUUCAAAAGGUUUCCCAAUCUUCAAGAGCUUUCAUUCGUUCUCAAGGAAUCAUGGGAUUAUUCAACAGAGAGAUAUUGGUUCCCAAAAUUGGAUUUCCUAACUAAUCUAGAAUUUCUUAAUGUAGAAUUUGAAAGUUCAAACACAAAUGAUAGUGGGCCCUCUCUAGCGAAAAAUCAGUCGUGGGAUUUUCACUUCCCUUCCAAUUUGAAAACAUUGGUGUUGUAUGACUUUCGUCUGACAUCCGAUUCACUAUCAACAAUAGCGAGACUGCCCAACCUAGAAGAGUUGUUCGUUCUUAGAACAAUCAUCCGGGAGGAAGAAUGGACAAGGGGGGAGGAAGACACAUUUGUGAAUCUCAAAUUUUUGUUUUUGCGAGAAGUGACUUUUGCUAAGUGGGAGUUCGGAGAGGAAUCCUUUCCCGUGCUUGAGAAAUUACAACUGUGCAAAUGUCAUAUGCUUGAGGAGAUUCCGACUAAUUUUGGGGAUAUUGGUUCAUUAAAAAUUAUCGAACUUGUAAAAAGCCCUCAACUUGAGGAUUCAGCUCUGAAGAUUAAACAAUACGUUGAAGAUAUGACAGGAGGGGACACGCUUAAGGUCGAAAUAUCUUGAGCAACAGCUGAUCAGGUUCUUCUUCAUUCUUAUUCUUUUAGUGGCAAUUGCCACGGUGUAAAAAGAUGUCUACACUGAAUGUGUAGUUUGAUGAAAGUUUCAACUGAACUGUUUGUUAAUGGUCUUCUGUUUUCUUCUUUAUCAUAUGAACUACUCCUUUUUUUGUGUGUGUACAUUAACACUGUGGGAUAAAGUUUUGUAAACACCAUUUGAUGUUUGAACUUGCCCAAUAUCUCAAAAAUGACUUUUUAUUUGUCUGA